ACCAAACCCUAGACCCGUCUCUUUCUUCUCAUUCCCAAGAACAACCUUCACCCUCCCCUUCCUACCAAACCCCUCCCCCCGCAAAUUAAUUAAUCCCCCCCCCCCCCUUUUUUUUUUCUCCCCUCUGCUGUAGCCGCGUCGUGCAACUUAAUUUGGUUUCGGAUAAUUAAUUCACAUCCACAUCGCGCGCGUGCGUGCGUGCCUGCGCCAUGAUCAUGAGCAGUACAGCAAACCACGGCAGCAGCAGCAGCAGCAGUGGUGCCACCAAUACGACUGCUGGGAGUGGCAGCAGCAACGGCAGCGGCGGAGGGAGCAGCAGCGGUGGAGGCGGAGGAGGAGGAGGAGGACCGUGCGGGGCAUGCAAGUUUCUGAGGAGGAAGUGCGUGGCGGGGUGCAUCUUUGCACCCUACUUCGAUUCCGAGCAAGGGGCGGCCCAUUUCGCGGCGGUGCACAAGGUGUUCGGCGCCAGCAACGUGUCGAAGCUGCUGCUGCAUAUUCCGGUGCACAAGCGCCUGGACGCCAUCGUCACCAUCUGCUACGAGGCUCAGGCUCGCCUUCGAGACCCCGUUUAUGGCUGCGUUUCUCACAUCUUCGCUCUCCAACACCAGGUUGUGAAUUUGCAAACGGAGCUUUCCUAUCUGCAAGCCCACCUGUCAACAUUGGAGCUCCCAUCUCCGCCGCCGCCACCACCUCCAACACCUUCGAGCAUAGUGCCACCACCUCCUCUCUCCAUAGCAGACCUACCCCCUCCAGCUGCCUCCAUGCCCGCCUCCUACGACUUAUCCUCUCUUUUUGAUCCAUUGGUGCAACCUGCAUGGGCCAUGCAGCAGCAGCAGCUGCACCGCCAAAUGGAUCCAGGUCCAUUCAGAGCCACCAGAAAUCCGGCGGAGACUGCCGGAAGAGCGGGCGAUCUUCAAGAAUUAGCAAGAGAACUCGUCCACGGACAUGGCACUCCAGCGGCGGCGAUGCAGCCCACUGAAACAUCGUCUUCGCCGCACUUCUCAAAUUGAUGAGACACACCUCUGUGGACUGGAGAAUAGAGAGUGAAUCUAUCUGCAGUGAUCAGAUAGAUUUAGUGGAAUUCAAUUUUCUUUUUAAUUUCAGGGAGCCAUCCAGUAAUUAAUUAAGUUGAUGAAUAACCAAUCUUUAUUUUAUUUUAUUACUACCUUUUUUUCUCUA
Messenger RNA from Malania oleifera, 1179 nucleotides. RefSeq names its product LOB domain-containing protein 30. Gene Ontology annotation, cellular component: nucleus. The record is from RefSeq and is a predicted model, not a curated record. The transcript is spliced from 2 exons. Lineage: Eukaryota; Viridiplantae; Streptophyta; Magnoliopsida; Santalales; Ximeniaceae. The coding region runs from base 210 to 1010 and encodes 266 amino acids. Gene Ontology annotation, biological process: hormone-mediated signaling pathway; positive regulation of DNA-templated transcription.